Penaeus monodon (black tiger shrimp) is the source of this 2027-nucleotide messenger RNA. RefSeq names its product fucose-1-phosphate guanylyltransferase-like. NCBI's taxonomy places the organism in Eukaryota, Metazoa, Arthropoda, Malacostraca, Decapoda, Penaeidae. Gene Ontology annotation, molecular function: transferase activity, transferring phosphorus-containing groups. The record is from RefSeq and is a predicted model, not a curated record.
GUGAAAAUCUAGUCAUCAAGGAGAAGCCCCAAUAUUGGGAUGUCGUUAUUCUGACAACCUUCGACUCGGCCCAGAGAGACAGUUUUGAGCAGCAGAUUGCAUUGAAGAGACAAAAUGGACAUUUUCCCGAUGUUCCAAUCCAUGUCAUAGCAGAUCCUGUGGAUCAGAAGCUAGGGGUUGGGGGAUCGACUCUGCAUGUUUUGUCCGAGAUGACCAAAAUCUACGGCAGUGAACUUCAUCAGAAAAAGUUGCUUAUUAUUCACUCAGGUGGCAGCAGUCAGAGGUUACCAAGCUACAGUGUCAUUGGCAAGAUUUUUGCUCCAGUUCCUUGCCAAGAGCUGAUUGUUGGCAUGUCCAUUCCACAAAUGUUGGACCUUAAGCUCGCAAUGUACCUGCCUUUCUGUCAGCUGCUACAGCCGGGAGUUUUUGUCACCUGUGCUGAUGACAUAGAAACUUACUGUCAUGAUGCAGAAAAGCUAGAUAUUAAAACACUUCAGGCAGCGGAUGUGGUGGCCCUGGCACACCCCUCUGACAUCCAGACAGGAGAGGGCCAUGGGGUUUAUGUGUUUGAGGACCAAGACUCAGGAAAUAUGGCUGGAGAUGACAGUAGCUGUGUGCGGCAGUGUGCGGAGGUGCUGCAGAAACCCUCAGAGAGCACCAUGAGGGCUAAGGGAGCAGUGUUAACCAAAGAGGACAGUGGCUGUUCGAGAGAGCAAGUAUGGAGUGACAGUGUAUUCUGGCUGAGUGCAAAGCUGUAUGAUAAGUUAUUGAAAUGGUAUAGUAACAACACUCCAUUAACCUCAGAACUUGAUGCCUAUGCACACUUCCUGCCAUGCCUUGGGUCUAGAAUGAAAAACGCAAAGCCCUCAGACUUCACAGAUUUUCGAGCCGAGAUGCUGCCUUUGCUUCAGGACUGCAACUUCCAACUUGUUCUUCUUAGCAAGUCUAAGUUCUAUCAUCUUGGCACGAUGGAGGAAUAUCUAAUGCACUUCAACAUCUUGGAUGAGUUUUGCAGAGAAUUAGGAAUCGUGAAAAACACAAGUAACAUUCCUAAACCCUUCAUUGGAGGAAGUGAAAGCUCCAGUAAAGAUGUUAGUAUUCAUAAAGAAAUGACUAUUGAAACCUAUUUUUCUGAUGCAACUCUUGGGAUAACAGUUUUACAGGACAAUGCUCAGGUUGUCAUUGAAAACUGCCUUAUAGAUGUGCCCUUACAAAUUGAGGGCCACACAAUCAUUAGUAACUGCACCUUGAAAAAGUGCCCCAGUGUGAGACUUCUACAUGACAAGGUCAGCUUAUUCCAAGGUUUCUUGUAUCAUACUGUACCUGUUACUUAUGAGAACCAAAACCUGUAUGUAACCAUUGCUUUUAAUGUAGAUUGCAACAUGAAGAAAACAUCAAAGAAUUUGUCAGAGAUUGAGCUGUAUGGAACUACUCUCAGUGAUGUGGUUUGCCAUCUUGGUUAUAAAUCAGAAGAUGUGAUAUCAAAAAAUGCGGCAGUCAUAUCUCUUUGGACAGCAAAAAUAUUUAUGGGAAAACCUACAGCUGCUGAGAGCUUUUGGUGGACCCACUACAAUGUGAAUCUGGUGCUGAACAAGCUGCAAGGUACACCAAAGCAAACAGAAUUAGAUGUUGGUAACAGUACAGCAUUACUUAGUAUGUAUGAUAUUACUUUACACAAGAACCUAGAAAUUUUAUUGAAGGACAGAGAACAUCUUAGCAGCAUUUUGAAAGAAUAGAUUUGUAGAUGGACAGAUUUAGUUUUAAUAAUUAUGAGCAGACAGUUAAUUGUGCAAUAGUGAUUUAUUUGUGAGUUUGUUGCAGCGUGAAUAAUGGGAACAAGUAAAUCUCAAGAGUGUUGUGAAAAUUCUAAAGGAUUCUAAAUAUAUUAUUUCUUGAUAUAGUCUGCACAGGCCUUUAUGUAAUGUAAAUGUAUUUAUUGUAUAACUUAACAUUAUAUUACAUCAUUCAAAGACCAAAUUAUUAUUUAUUAAACUACUAUAAUGAACCAGAUAAAUACUUGGUGCCAA